UAAAACUCACCAUUUCGCUCGCUUAUCUGAGAUUCUCUGUCCUUCUCUUCCUCUGCUUCUCUGCGGACCAAGAGCGUCAGGAAGGGAAACCAGAGUUCCGAUUUAGGGCUUUUCGAGAGUUCGAGUGAGCACAGAAAUGGCUUCGCAGCAGAAAGAUGUUGGAAUCCUUGCCAUCGACAUUUAUUUUCCUCCUACAUGCGUACAGCAGGAAGAAUUGGAGGCUCAUGAUGGUGCAAGUAAAGGAAAAUACACUAUUGGACUUGGGCAAGAUUGCAUGGCAUUUUGUACAGAAUUGGAAGAUGUCAUUUCGAUGAGUUUGACAGCUGUUACUUCCCUUCUGGAGAAAUAUGGGAUUGAUCCAACACAAAUUGGUCGCCUGGAAGUUGGCAGUGAAACUGUAAUAGACAAGAGCAAAUCCAUUAAGACCUUUUUGAUGCAAAUUUUUGAGGAAUAUGGCAAUACUGACAUUGAAGGAGUUGACUCAACAAAUGCAUGCUAUGGGGGAACUGCAGCUUUAUUCAACUGUGUGAAUUGGGUAGAGAGUAGUUCAUGGGACGGACGCUAUGGACUUGUUGUGUGCACAGACAGUGCGGUCUAUGCAGAAGGUCCAGCCCGUCCCACAGGAGGAGCGGCAGCUAUUGCUAUGCUGAUAGGGCCAAAUGCUCCAAUUACAUUUGAAAGCAAAUGUAGAGCAAGUCACAUGUCUCAUGCCUAUGAUUUUUACAAGCCCAAUCUUGCAAGUGAAUACCCGGUUGUGGAUGGGAAGCUAUCACAAACUUGUUAUCUCAUGGCUCUUGAUUCUUGCUACAGACGUUUCUGUGACAGGUUUGAAAAAUUGGGGGGAAAGCCAUUUUCAAUGUCUGAUGCAGACUAUUUUUUAUUUCAUUCUCCAUAUAACAAGCUUGUGCAGAAAAGCUUUGCUCGGUUGUACUUCAAUGACUUCUUGAGGAAUGCUAGUUCUAUUGAGGAGGUUGCAAAAGAAAAACUGGCACCAUUUUCAGCUCUGUCUGGUGAUGAAAGCUACCAGAGCCGUGAUCUUGAGAAGGUAUCACAGCAACUUGCAAAGCAUCUAUAUGACACAAAGGUGCAAUCAACCACUUUGCUUCCUAAACAAGUGGGCAACAUGUAUACUGCAUCUCUUUAUGCAGCAUUUGCAUCUCUUAUUCACAACCAACACAGCUCACUGGUGGAUAAACGGGUAAUAAUGUUCUCUUAUGGGAGUGGUCUAACUGCCACAAUGUUCUCAUUGCAAUUUCGAGGUGGUCAACAUCCCUUUACCUUGUCUAACAUUGCCACAGUGAUGAAUGUCUCUGAGAAACUGAAGUCAAGACUUGAGGUCUCCCCUGAAAAAUUUGUUGAAACUCUGAAGCUAAUGGAACAUCGAUAUGGAUCGAAGGACUUUGUGACAACCAAGGACACAAGCCUUUUGUCUCCAGGCACAUUCUAUCUGACUGAAGUUGAUUCCAUGUACCGGAGAUACUAUGCUAAGAAGGCUGCAAAUGGAACCACUGGCAGUGGAAAUAUUGCAGCUUGUAAAAAUGGGUCACUAGGGAAUGGUCACUAAGAUUAUGCCAAUCCUUAGGACUGGCAUUUGCAUUUUCAGAUAUUGUUAGUGAUUUUAGAAGAAAGUUAGUGAUUUCCGUUCAUUGUUUACCAAAGAAUAUGAGAUUUGAUAA
This is a messenger RNA of Telopea speciosissima, 1676 nucleotides long. RefSeq names its product hydroxymethylglutaryl-CoA synthase-like. The coding region runs from base 137 to 1564 and encodes 475 amino acids. The transcript is spliced from 12 exons. Lineage: Eukaryota; Viridiplantae; Streptophyta; Magnoliopsida; Proteales; Proteaceae. Gene Ontology annotation, biological process: acetyl-CoA metabolic process. The record is from RefSeq and is a predicted model, not a curated record. Gene Ontology annotation, molecular function: hydroxymethylglutaryl-CoA synthase activity.